Molecule: messenger RNA, 1520 nt
Organism: Moneuplotes crassus
Lineage: Eukaryota; Ciliophora; Spirotrichea; Euplotida; Euplotidae
Source: the annotation of a GenBank genome assembly
UUCUCACAUUGAGUCACUCUUUGGGUCACCUUCGAACCCUGAACAUGUUAAGUUUUAUUUGAAGAAUAAGGCUGAGAAGAAACAGACAUUACAGAAUACAGCCCAGAACAGUAAUACAAGAAAUUCACGUGCUGAAAACUGCACUCUGAAAGAGUACUGAAAAUAAUAACAUCGCAUGGGCGGGUCCUGUUCGAAAGGAAGUUUGUUCUACAAGCCCCUCUGCUAAAUCAUUUUCUAGAGAGAAAUUAAGGGAGAAAAUUAAGAAACUUACUACUAUCUCUACUGAGUAUAAAUCUAUUUCUACAAUGAUUAAGAACCAGAGUUUUAUGAAAUCAAGAAUAGCAUCUAAAUCAGACUUUAUAAAAGUCAACCCUCUUGGAGAAAACAGGCUUAUACAGAGUCCUUUUUAUGUCAGUAAAGGAGACAUCAGUGUUUUUGAUAAUAAUUCUCUGUUCAGAAAUACAACUAAAUUACGGGAGAAUUCUAAAGGACAUCCAUUGAGUCAUUUGGAAUCUCUAAAGGAAAAUACGGUAUCGAAAUUAGCCCUGACUCAAUUAACUGCAAAAGCUUCCAAUACUCAAGCUGUUCAGAUCCUCGAUUGAUCCUUCAGCUCUAACUUUCCAUUCUUUUCCCAAGAUGGGAUUAAGGAAGACUUUCAAGAUCAAGAAAUAAAGGAAUCAAAACCAAAUUGUAGAGCUAAAACACCUGGUAUAGAGACAAAAUCAUCACAAAGGAUCAACCGGAUAGAUUCAAUGUCUCCUAAAAGUAUUCUUAAGAAACCGUGCACAGCUCAAGUGGGACAUCGAAAGAAAGUGCAUUACUCCAGAAGACUUCAAAGCAGUGGAGACCACUCAGUUCAGCUAAAUAACCUUAGGAUGGAGGAUAUGAACCAGUCCUCCUAUUUCAACAGUGUCCGUUCUGGUAAGAAUAAUGAUCCGAACAGUUCUGCUAAUAAGCUUAAACAUAAAAUCUUGCAGAAAGCCAAGGAACGACAAAAGCCGAGGAAAAUCGACCAUUGUACUUUAAAGCAGAUCAUCCAGUAUAAAAAUGCGUAUAAAUCUUAUAAUACCAAGCUGUUCAAAAAUAGAGUGCUGAAGCACCCCCAAAAUGAGGAAACUACCAAGGAAGAGAUCGCUAAAAUUAUUGAGUAUGACCAUCAAGAAAUUUAUUCUCCAGGGAAGCAGCCUUGUAGCAUGACUAUUAUUAACUCUCAUGCUAGGAAACCGUUUAAAUCCAUUGAUGCAACCAGCAAUGUGAAGAGACUCAUUAAGAAGCCUGGCAUAAAUCCUGAGAUUGCAACACUUUAUAAGAAAUUUGGCAUCUUGGGAAAACUUACCAAAGCAAGACCUCAUUCUGGGUUUACUAGUAACAUGAACAUUGAAGAAAACCGAAUCGCUUCUGGCUCUGGAUUUAGAGGAGCCGUUGCUCGAGGCAAUGUACGGAAAAUCAAGCUUAACAUCAAAACUAACAAAUCUAAGAGUACUGAUGAUCACGCAAGCAGGAAAUUUACAAACAAAUAG